AUGGCCAUCGUCGAAGCAAAAUCGAUCGAAAAAAUCGAUGAUUCCCAUGAAAUUGAACCAACCACCGAAGAGUUAACAACAUUGGAACAUAUUUCUGAUUAUAUACCGCUUGCUGUUUGGCUUAUUGUCAUUUGUGAAUUGUGCGAACGUUUCGCCUACUAUGGACUUUCGGGGCCUUUUCAAAAUUAUAUUCAACAUCCGGCACCUGGUCCAAAUAGUACACAACCUGGUGCCCUCGGUCGUGGACAACAAAUUGCUACUGCAUUGACAACUUUUUUUCAAUUCUUCUCUUAUCUUGCGCCGAUCGCUGGUGCCAUUCUAGCCGAUCAAUUCUGGGGUAAAUACAAAACAAUUAUUGUUGCAUGCGUGGUCUAUAUGGUUGGCCUAGUCAUUUUGGUUCUUAGCAGUAUAUCACCAUCUAUUGAAAAAGGUGUCGCGUUUCCAGGUUUGGUCAUAGCCAUGGUCAUUCUGGGUGCUGGUGCUGGUGGUGUAAAAAGUAAUGUAAGUCCACUGAUGGCUGAACAAUAUACUAGAACAACACCUGUUAUCACAGGUAACUGA
Molecule: messenger RNA, 561 nt
Organism: Rotaria sp. Silwood1
Lineage: Eukaryota; Metazoa; Rotifera; Eurotatoria; Philodinida; Philodinidae
Source: the annotation of a GenBank genome assembly